AGGAGUCGGCGCUACUUUGGGGGCGUUCCCGCCUCCAGCAGCCGCGCCAGUCCCAUCUGAACCCACGAGAGCCUUAGCACGCACGCGCUCACGGGAGCCGCAGGGGAAGCCGGGAGGAGGUAGGGAGCGCGGAAGUUCGGCGAUCUCGGCGCUGUAGGAAAGAGGUCAGCUGUUCGGACAGCUUGCACUCUGGCAGUUGUGGAGGGCGGCACCCGGGGAAAAGGAGAGGGCCUGAGGCUGAACAACAGCGCUUUUCGUUUUGCCUCUUACAUUUUAUAACCGACGUGAAGAGGCUGUGUUGAGUAUUGUGUUUGGCUGACAAGAAAGUAACUAUAAGACAAGUUCUUAUUCAACAUCAUUGGAAACAUAUUCUCCAAAUCUACAUCGUCAUCCACAUCUUUGCCUAUUUCUCUAGCUUCUAGUUGGUAUCACAAGAACUUGACUCUGAAGGCUGAAGGCCCAUCUCAGCUGAAGGGCUGAAGACUCCCAAGCCACGAAUCCUUCUUUGCUGUGUUGGCACCUACACCAGAAGAGCAGCACUUAAUUCCCAGUAAGGACCAGGAAAGGGACACUGGGCUGCUCUGAUGCAGUGAUACUGCUGGAGAACUGGCUGUCUGCUCCAUAAGUUCUCCUGAGUGUAUAUUUCAGAUAUUCCAUAAGACGCCUGCCUGUGAAUGCAAUUGCUGGAUUAAAAGGAAAUUUCUUCACAUGGCUGCUGAAGAAGUGACCAUUACAGUUCGCCUCAUUCGUUCAUUUGAGCACCGCAAUUUCAGACCUGUAGUGUAUCAUGGAGUUAAUUUGGACCAAACUGUAAAGGAAUUUAUAGUAUUUCUAAAGCAAGAUGUACCUUUGAGGACCAGUCUGCCACCACCAUUCAGAAAUUAUAAGUAUGAUAAACUAAAGAUUAUUCAUCAAGCACAUAAAUCAAAGACAAAUGAACUCGUAUUGAGUUUGGAGAAUGACGAGAAACUUCUGCUGAAAGAAGACAGCACUCUGAAAGCUGCAGGAGUUGCCAGUGAAACUGAGAUUGCAUUCUUCUGUGAAGAAGAUUAUAAGAACUACAAAGCUAAUCCCAUUUCGUCCUGGUGAUGGUGUCUCAAGAGCUUCCUUUCUGCAUACCUGUAGUGUAAGCUCUUUAUUCCACUAGUGAGUUUUUGAAAUUGACAAAUGCAUCUUAAAAAUUAAUCCCCAGUGCUACUAUUUGAGCUAAAUCUGGU
Molecule: messenger RNA, 1217 nt
Organism: Fukomys damarensis (Damara mole-rat)
Lineage: Eukaryota; Metazoa; Chordata; Mammalia; Rodentia; Bathyergidae
Gene: CUNH2orf76
Product: chromosome unknown C2orf76 homolog
Exons: 9
Coding region: 709-1089 (126 amino acids)
Source: RefSeq, a predicted model, not a curated record